Pollicipes pollicipes is the source of this 1022-nucleotide messenger RNA. RefSeq names its product delta-aminolevulinic acid dehydratase-like. Gene Ontology annotation, molecular function: porphobilinogen synthase activity; zinc ion binding. The transcript has 8 exons. Gene Ontology annotation, biological process: heme biosynthetic process. The record is from RefSeq and is a predicted model, not a curated record. NCBI's taxonomy places the organism in Eukaryota, Metazoa, Arthropoda, Thecostraca, Pollicipedomorpha, Pollicipedidae. Bases 72 to 1022 code for a protein of 316 amino acids. Gene Ontology annotation, cellular component: cytosol.
GUUGCUUGAGGCCGUCUGGGACAUACGCCACUGCCGGCUCGGGAGAUUAACGCCAAGAGGGAAAAGACAUCAUGGAUCCAACUCCAGCCAGUCACAUUCUUCAUAGUGGAUAUCAUCAUCCUGUGGCCAGGAGCUGGCAUCAGAUAGGAGCUUCAAUCCAUUCUGAGAACCUCAUGUACCCCCUAUUCAUUGUGGAUGACGAUAAUGCCGUCGAACCGGUGGCGAGCAUGCCCGGAGUCGCUCGCUAUGGAGUCAACAAGCUCGCGGAAGUUCUAAAACCCUCUCGUCGCAGAUGGUCUGUCGUCUGUCCUCCUGUUCGGAGUCCCGGAGGCGAGAAGGACGGGCGCGGCUCGGGAGCCGACCACCCAGACAACGCCGUGGCUAAGGCCAUCAGGGUGAUCAAGGCGUGCUGUCCGUCGCUGCUGGUCGCCUGCGAUGUGUGUCUGUGUCCGCACACGUCUCAUGGCCACUGUGGUAUCCUGAACGAGGACCAGACCAUCAACAACCCUCCGAGUAUCGCUCGCCUGGCGGAGGUGGCUCUAUUCUACGCGCGCGCUGGCGCCGACGUGGUGGCGCCGUCCGACAUGAUGGACGGCCGAGUGGCGGCCAUCAAGUCAGCGCUGGCCGCCGCCGGCCUGGCCUCGCGCUGCUCGGUGCUCUCGUACGCCGCCAAGUUCGCCAGCGGCUUCUACGGCCCGUUCCGGGACGCGGCGCGGUCUGGCCCGGCGUUCGGGGACCGGCGCCACUACCAGCUGCCGCCGGGCAGCAACGGCCUGGCCCAGCGGGCCGUGGCGCGUGACGUGGCCGAGGGCGCUGACAUGCUGAUGGUGAAGCCGGGCAUGGCCUACCUGGACAUCGUGCGCCAGACCAAGGACCAGUUUCCGCAGUACCCUCUCUUCAUAUAUCAGGUGUCCGGGGAGUAUGCCAUGCUGCACCACGCGGCCAGCCAGGGCGCCGUCGACCUGAAGGUGGUGCUGAUGGAGUCGCUGAUGUCAAUGCGGCGCGCAGGUGAGGCCGGCUAA